AUGCCGCGCGUACGUACAAUCGACCACGACCUGAAAUUCUCUUCAGACACGGACCGAGCAUGGGCUUCGUCCAUGAACGUCGAGGAAAGACGCCGAGCAUUCGAGGCCAAACUUGCGCAGGAGGAUCGCUUCGGCCGGGACCAGAUCAAAGCAGUCUUUGCUGCUACUCCCGCCUUCUUCGCAGAUUUCUUACGCACUUUGGCUGUCAACCUUGCCGUCUGCAUGCUCGGUGUCUUUCUCUGGGGGUGUGCGGAGAUUGACACUAUUGAAAUCUCGUCAUACGCCGGAACACUGAUCAGAGUCGCGGACUCUGCGGGAAUCGCUGUUGCUCAAGCCUUUUUCAGAUGGCUGGGCAAGUGGGUUGGUGGUCUUUUCUUGUUCAGCAUCGAAGUGUUGAUCAUCGCUUCGGUAGCUCUGACUCGGCGAUUGACCACGGAGUAUCCAGGGACUGAGACGGUUGGGGUCCUGCUUUUGUGGAGCGCCGCGUUGAAUGUGCUCUUUGCAUGGGACACGUUGGUCUUGACGAACCAUUCACCAGGUAUCGGCUGGGCCAACGCUGGCGCAUUCAACUACGUCUCUCGGCACCGGCACAUGAUCCUUUUUGCGGUGAUCCUCGUGGUGCUCGGCAUAGCAGAGAAAUUCACCGAAUCUCUCGUCAUGGACGAGAAUAGUGAUCGCUGUGCUGGCGAGUGCCAAGCUAUCUUGGUGAAGACGUGGCUGGGGGUGAUUCUCCUCUGGCUUGUUGCCUCUUUCGUGGCCUUCCGGUCUAGUUUGAUUGCUCCCCAGCCCGUUCGUCACGCAUCCAAUAUGCAACAUGAGAUGAUAAGAGCCGGUGACGAAACACGAAACUUCCCGCAGAGUCAACCCGAGGGGCACGUAGAUCAAGUUCCGCAGAUCCAGAAUUUGGGCGAUGCAACUGUUGAGUUUCUUGCUUCCGAGACAACUUGGGUAGAUCCCAAGAAGCAAAUAGACCAAUGGAUGCAGAGCCGUAAAGCCCAUCUGGCUACUGCUCUCUCGUGGUUCCUCUUCACCACUGCACUCUACAACCUGGGCUUUGACAACAUGAUCACCGUAAACACUGCCAAGUGGAUCUGGACUCGUGGAACCAAUCCACACGAGGUUUUCUACUGCAACGCAGUUGGCAACCUUGUCUCCCUCUGCCUGCUCUCGAUCCCUGGCUCCCUGAUCACGGCAAUGACCAUCGACAUCCUCCGCCGGAAAGCCAUUGCUCGCUCGGCACUUGCCAUCCUCAUAGCCCUUCAUUUUGUUGUCGGUACCACCCUUGGCCUGCUCUUCGCUUCGUCAAAUGAAAGACGUCUGGUGCUGUACGUAAUCGCCCAGUUUCCUUUCAGCUACGGGUCUCGCCCUGUCGCUUCUGUCGUCAAGACUGGAAGCUUACCAGCUCGACACCGCUCCACGUCCCACAGCAUCAGUGCCGCCGUUGGUAGUAUCAGUGCCAUCGUCGUGCGGCAUGUGUUUGACGCAUUCCCGACUGCAGAUGUCGCAACUGGCUCGCCAUGGGGUAGACUUUUGGUCUAUCUCUUUGGUGGGUUCUUUUUUUGCGGCGUGGUGACUACUUGGUUCGCCUCUGGGACUACGCCUGAUACGAUCGAGGUGCUGGUGGCGGAGGAUGCUGAUGCUUACACUGAAAGCGAGAGUGGCAGCGAUGAGAGUGGCAGCGAUGAGAGUGAAGACGGCGAGGGUGGAAGCGAGGGAAGCGAGGAGAAUGAUGAGUAG
This is a messenger RNA of Penicillium oxalicum, 1737 nucleotides long. It is a transcript of the gene phoD, whose product is annotated as phosphate:H+ symporter. The record is from RefSeq and is a predicted model, not a curated record. Lineage: Eukaryota; Fungi; Ascomycota; Eurotiomycetes; Eurotiales; Aspergillaceae. The transcript is spliced from 3 exons. The coding region runs from base 1 to 1737 and encodes 578 amino acids.